AUGGCAUUUAAAGACACCAGAAAGGCAUCCGUGGAACAGAUAGUGAUUCAUUAUAUUAGAAUUAUCCUUACCAGCCGCAAUGUGAAAUCACUUGACAAAGUGUAUGCUGACUUGAUCAGAGGCAUAAAGGAAAAGAAUCUCAAAGUGAAAGGACCUGUUUGCAUGCCUACUAAGACUUUGAGAAUCACUAAAAGAAAAACAUCUUGUGGUGAAGGUUCCAAGACCUGGGAUCCUUUUCAGAUGAGAAUCCACAAGGACUCAUUGACUUUGCACAGUCCUUCUGAGAUUGUUAAGCAGAUUACUUUCAUCAGUAUUGAGCCAGGAGUGAAGGUCGAAAUCACCAUUGCAGAUGCCUAA
Molecule: messenger RNA, 357 nt
Organism: Marmota flaviventris (yellow-bellied marmot)
Lineage: Eukaryota; Metazoa; Chordata; Mammalia; Rodentia; Sciuridae
Product: small ribosomal subunit protein uS10-like
Biological process (GO): translation
Cellular component (GO): small ribosomal subunit; ribosome
Molecular function (GO): structural constituent of ribosome
Source: RefSeq, a predicted model, not a curated record